AUGGACGUCGCCGGUGACGGCGGAGGCGGCCGCCGCCCCAACUUCCCUCUGCAGCUCCUUGAGAAGAAAGAGGAGCAGCCGUGCUCCAGCUCGGCUGCGGUGGGCACGUCGGCGGGAGGCAACGGGAAUGGAUCGGGGGCCGGAGGUGAGGUGCAGGUGCGGAAGGCGGCGCCCAAGCGGAGCUCCACCAAGGACCGGCACACCAAGGUGGAAGGCAGGGGCCGUCGCAUCCGGAUGCCAGCGCUGUGUGCGGCCCGGGUGUUCCAGCUGACGCGAGAGCUCGGGCACAAGACGGACGGCGAGACCAUCGAGUGGCUGCUACAGCAGGCCGAGCCUGCGGUGAUCGCGGCCACCGGGACCGGCACCAUCCCGGCCAACUUCACCUCCCUCAACAUCUCCCUCCGCUCCUCGGGCUCCUCGUUCUCCGCGCCGGCCCACCUCCGCGCCGCCUUGCCUAGCCCCGCCGCCGCCGCCCGGUUCGGCCGUGCUGACGCGUGGGACCGGGUUGUCGGCCUUGGCUUCCAUUCGGAGGGCCCGGCCUCGUCGUCGUCGUUGCCGUCCCCCUUGUUGCUUAACUUCCACUCCGGCAGCGUCGGUCUUGACGUGCAGCCGUCGCCGUCUGCCGCCGCCGCAGCAGCCGCCGAUAUGUCGAGGAAGAGGCGGUGGGAACAAGAAAUGCAGCAGCAGCAGCAGCAGCAGCAGCAACAGCAGCAGCAAGCACAGCAAUAUCAGCAGCAGAUGGCGGGGUACACGCAGAGCCAAAUGCCGGGCACCGUGUGGAUGGUGCCGAGCAACAACACGCAGGGCGGUGGUGCACCUUCCAGCGGUGGCAGUGGCGGCAGCGGCGGAGGCAGUGGCGAGUCCAUCUGGACGUUCCCGCAGAUGGGCAGCGCCGCCGCCGCGGCUGCCGUGUACCGGGGCAGCGUGCCGAGCGGGCUACAUUUCAUGAACUUCCCUGCACCGGUGGCGCUGCUUCCAGGGCAGCAACUGGGGCUCGGCCCCGUGGGAGGCAGCGGCGGCGGAGGCGGAGGCGAGGGACACAUGGGGAUCCUCGCCGCCCUCAAUGCGUACCGGACACAGGCGGCAACGGAUCCCGCGGCCAGCCAGGGCGGAGGAGGAGGUGGAGGAGGCGGGUCUGGCCAGCAGCAGCAGCAGCAGCAGCAGCAGCACGGUGGCGGCCGCGGCGACCGGCAUGAGAGCAUGAGCACCAGCGACUCGUAG
Messenger RNA from Miscanthus lutarioriparius, 1221 nucleotides. NCBI's taxonomy places the organism in Eukaryota, Viridiplantae, Streptophyta, Magnoliopsida, Poales, Poaceae. The record is from the annotation of a GenBank genome assembly.